Messenger RNA from Hibiscus syriacus, 1379 nucleotides. Its product is annotated as bifunctional 3-dehydroquinate dehydratase/shikimate dehydrogenase, chloroplastic-like. The transcript is spliced from 8 exons. Gene Ontology annotation, molecular function: 3-dehydroquinate dehydratase activity; shikimate 3-dehydrogenase (NADP+) activity. Bases 31 to 1251 code for a protein of 406 amino acids. Lineage: Eukaryota; Viridiplantae; Streptophyta; Magnoliopsida; Malvales; Malvaceae. Gene Ontology annotation, biological process: shikimate metabolic process; chorismate biosynthetic process. The record is from RefSeq and is a predicted model, not a curated record.
ACUUGUUUCCAGGUAGCUUGUAAGGUCAAUAUGGCCGAAUACUUCGGUUCCAAUAGUAGAAUCAUAGUAUCCAACGAUGUGAAUGGUGGGAAGCCUUCGGUUGAAAAGCUUGCUGAUUUAAUUGCAUGUAUGCAGGCCACCCGAGCUGAUGUCAUCAAACUCGACAUAUGUGUUGAUUAUAUCACAGAUUUAGCACCGAUUUUUACAGUUCUCACUCACUGUCAGGUGCCACUGAUUGCUAUGGCAGUUGGCAGCAAAGGUCUCAUAAGCCAACUUUUAGCACCGAAGUUCGGUGGUUUCUUAGUAUACGGAUCUCUCGGAGGAAAACCAGUCCCUGGAUUGCCUUCUCUUCUCAGUCUUCGGCAAAUUUACAGGCUUGAAUAUAUGAAUGCGGAUACGAAAGUUUUCGGUGUCAUCUCAAAUCCAGUUGCUCAUAGUAAAGGCCCUAUUCUUCACAACCCUGCCUUUAGACAUAUGGGAUAUAAUGGAAUUUAUGUUCCUAUGCUUGUUGAUGAUAUUGAGGAGUUCUUUGAAACCUAUUCUGGCUCCGAUUUCGCAGGCUUCAGUGUCGGAAUUCCACAUAAGGAAGCAGCAGUCAGGUGCUGUGAUGAGGUCCAUCCACUGGCAAAGUCCAUAGGAGCAGUAAACACGAUAGUAAGGAGGCCAAUGGACGGGAAGCUGAUCGGUUAUAACACAGACUGUGAAGCUUCUAUCUCUGCUAUAGAGGAUGCACUAAGAGAAAGGGAGGUUAGCAGAAAUGGAACGUCCCAUGGUACAUCCUCUCCGAUUUCUGGAAGAAGUUUUGUUUUGAUUGGAGCAGGAGGUGCAGGAAGAGCAAUGGCUUUUGGUGCUAAAUAUAAAGGGGCCAGAAUUGUUAUUUUCAACCGCAAUUAUGAGCGAGCAAAAGCCCUUGCCAAUGCAGUUUCUGGGGAAGCAUUUCCGUAUGAAACUUUAGAAAAGUUCCGUCCUGAGACAGGAGCGAUCCUUGCAAAUUCUUCUGCUGUUGGAAUGAAACCCAAUUCAGAUCAAAGUCCAGUUUCAAAGGAGGCUCUAAGAGCAUAUGACUUGGUUUUUGAUGCGGUUUACACUCCUCGAAUCACACGACUCUUGAAGGAGGCAGCUGAGGUUGGUGUCACUGCAGUGAGUGGAGUUGAGAUGUUUGUUAGGCAAGCUCUAUGUCAGUUCAGGCUGUUCACAGGUGGCUCAGCACCUGAAGACUUUAUGCGAAAACUUGUAAUUGAACAAUUCUGAAAUCAGCAAUGCUCAAGUUGGAAAUCUGUGAAGCUCAAUCUUCUGUUGGAUUUUAUGCUAGUUUUCAUCAUAUGCAACAAUGUAGCAAAAUGGUGCAAUGGAUAGAUGGUAUAUGUAGUACUCUGCUA